Messenger RNA from Lithohypha guttulata, 1224 nucleotides. It is a transcript of the gene ERG10, whose product is annotated as erg10, acetyl-CoA C-acetyltransferase. The record is from RefSeq and is a predicted model, not a curated record. Gene Ontology annotation, molecular function: acetyl-CoA C-acetyltransferase activity. The transcript is spliced from 2 exons. NCBI's taxonomy places the organism in Eukaryota, Fungi, Ascomycota, Eurotiomycetes, Chaetothyriales, Trichomeriaceae. Gene Ontology annotation, cellular component: mitochondrion. Bases 1 to 1224 code for a protein of 407 amino acids. Gene Ontology annotation, biological process: ergosterol biosynthetic process; fatty acid beta-oxidation.
AUGACAGCCAACGGGGUCAAGUCGGCGAAAGGUCUACCCACAGUUUACAUCGUAUCUGUUGCCAGAACGCCAGUGGGCUGCUUCCUAGGUGGUCUUGCAUCGUUGACUGCACCGCAGCUUGGUUCACAUGCUAUCAAGGCUGCAGUAGAACGAGCUGGUAUUCAGCCUCAGGAUGUUGAGGAAGUCUUCUUUGGAAAUGUCCUGUCCGCAAACAUUGGUCAAAACCCUGCCAGACAGUGUGCGCUCGGCGCUGGCCUCGGAGACUCGACGGUAUGCACGACCAUCAACAAAGUGUGUGCCUCUAGUGUCAAGGCUAUCGUUUUGGGAGCCCAGACCAUUAUGACCGGCAAUGCAGACAUUGUCGUGGCUGGCGGCGCUGAAUCUAUGUCGAAUUGCCCUCACUACCUCCCAAACAUGCGAACGGGUGCCAAAUUCGGCAACCAGACUCUGGUCGACGGCAUGCUAAAAGACGGUCUCACAGACGCCUACGGAAAGCAAGAGCACAUGGGUCUCCAGGGUGAGGAGUGCGCAAGAGAUCACGACUUCAACCGAGAACAGCAAGACGAUUAUGCCAUACAAUCAUACCAAAGAGCCAAGGCGGCCAACGAGAAGGGUGUCUUUGAUUGGGAGAUUGUCCCGGUCGAAAUACCAGGCGCCAGAGGCAAGCCAGGCACAACGAUCAGCAAAGACGAAGAGCCAAAGAAUCUCAACAUCGAGAAACUGAAGGCAAGUCGUCCAGCAUUCAUUCCAAACGGUGGCACUGUAACCGCACCAAAUGCCUCACCACUCAGUGAUGGUGGUGCCGCUCUUGUGCUCAUGUCCGAAGAGAAGGUCAAGGAGCUUGGUCUCAAGCCUAUUGCUAAAAUCCUCGGCUGGGGCGACGCAGCUCAACAGCCAAGUAAAUUUACUACUGCUCCAGCUCUAGCGAUUCCAAAAGCACUCAAGCACGCCGGCAUCGAGCAGAGUCAAGUCGAUGCGUUCGAGAUUAACGAAGCAUUCUCCGUUGUCGCGCUGGCCAACAUGAAGCUGUUGGGCCUUACGUCUGACAAUGUCAACGUUCAUGGUGGUGCCGUGGCACUAGGCCAUCCUCUAGGUGCUUCAGGAGCACGAAUAGUAAGCACUUUGCUUGGCGUGUUGAGGGAAAAGAAGGGCAAGAUCGGUUGUGUUGGUAUCUGCAAUGGUGGUGGGGGUGCAAGUGCACUUGUAGUCGAGUCUCUGAUGUGA